Messenger RNA from Eupeodes corollae, 1139 nucleotides. RefSeq lists its product as uncharacterized. The transcript is spliced from 4 exons. The record is from RefSeq and is a predicted model, not a curated record. Bases 154 to 906 code for a protein of 250 amino acids. Lineage: Eukaryota; Metazoa; Arthropoda; Insecta; Diptera; Syrphidae.
CAAUGACAGUCGGUUGUGACAAUCGCCAGGGAUCGUACUCGAUUUAGUCCGAAUAUAGAGUUCAGAGUUCUCUCAUUUAAAAAUAUAAAAAUUGUGUUUUUUUCGUAUAAAUUUAGAUCGGAACCGUCAAAGAAAUUUACCAUCCGCCGGGUUAUGUACAGGUUACAUGCAAUAGUUCUGAUCCUUUGCGGGAUUCUUAUAACGAUAAGUCGAGGUGAUACAAUUGAAGAUGGAACGAAACAGACCCAAUCGCAGUUUUGUAAAAAUGUUCGAUCACAACAUUCUUUGAAUAUACAAGAAAUUACAGGGUUGUGGUAUGGAAGUGAAAUAAUCGCACAUACCGAAAGCAGUCCAGGAACUUAUUACUAUGAUACUUGUGUUUUAAUUCAUUUGACCGAUAUCACGCAACAAAUGGCAGCAACAACAGAAAGGGCUUAUGCACAUGGCGGUAGUUAUAAAAAGUCACCUCAUCUACGACAAGAUCCGCAUAAUCGUUACUUACGACUGGCUUGGAAUGAAAGGGAAAAUGAUUUGGAAUAUACUCUUAACUAUACGGAAGCUAAUCCAGGUCUAUGGAUGAGUAUUGGUGAUCAGCGGGGGACGAUGUUAGACUUGCAGUACAGUCAAUUUCGGGGAACUAUUCAAGUGGCGAAGGCUGUACAUGAUCAUAUAGUUCUGACGUUUUGUGACUUCAAAGUGAAUAGUACGUUUUUCACGAUUGUACUAACGAGACAGAAGCAAGGAUUGGGAGAAGACGGUCUCCGAAGCAUUCGAUCACUUUUGGCACGACGAGGACUGGCAACCGACUCCAUACGAAAAGUAUGUUCAUCAAGUGCAACUCACAUUAUUUCUUCAAUGACACUUUCGAUAAUUCUGUCAAUGUUUCUCUUCUUACGUUCAAAUUGAUAUGAAGUAACAAACGUCCAUCAAAACUUACAGCCACUUUACAAUUCUCUGUCUCUUUAUAUUUACCAAUUAAUGUAAUCUAAUUUUUACAAUAAUAUUCUUAAGCUUUCUACCAUAGUUAUAUCAUUUUUAAUUUAUUUUAUUUUCUCUGGGACUUGCAAGUGGGCAGUUUUCAUUUGUUACUUUAGAAGACUAAGCAGCAUUAAAAAAUAAAAGUUAAACAAGUAAAAAUA